UAGACUUCACCAACUCCCCCCCCAGUGCUAAUGUUCUGUGCUUCAGCCGCUGUUAGGAAAGCGUUACCCAAGGAUGUAGGUCUUGCGGAGAUCUCGGGCUGUUUCGGGAUGUAUUGAUGGCUCAACAGUCCUAUCCUUCUUUGAUUCCGCACGAAGCACACAACGGUUUUCGGAAUUGGAAUGGAAAAGCCCUCUGGACGCUGUAUUCGGAGCCGACAAUAUGAACCAUGCCCUAGUUAAUAUUACAAGGAUUUCCUCGAUAGCCUGUGUAUAGACUUUCAAGGAAUUUGAAAUGUAUACAUUUGAUUCGGAUUUGGAGUAAAACGAAAAGCAAUUUAGCCGUGAAGAGCAAGGUGUUUCUGUGCCGAUGUAAAAAAUAUAUAUAUUUAUAUUCAGCAAAAUCAAAGGAUUUUAGAUGGAGCUGGAGAAUAUUGUGGCCAAUACGGUACUGUUAAAAGCAAGAGGAGGUGGAGGAGGGAAGCGGAAAGGCAGGAGUAAGAAAUGGAAGGAGAUCCUCCGCUUCCCCCACAUCAGCCAGUGCACUGAGCUGGGCAACAGCAUCGAUCGGGACUACAUGAGCCUGUGUGAGAAGCAGCCCAUCGGCAGACUGCUGUUCCGCCUCUACUGUGAGACCAGACCUGAAUUGCUGCGAUGCAUCCACCUACUGGACGCCAUGGACGACUAUGAGCUGGUGCCUGAUGAGAAACGGAAAAGCAGAGGAGAUCAGAUUAUUGGGAAGUUCCUGUCUAAACAGUCGUCAGAGUGUGUGGAGGCAGCAGAGAGCCUUGCUGAGCAGUGUAGAGAGAACCUGGAGCUCCACCCCUGCAAGGAGAUCUUCAGUGACUGUCGCAAGGCUCUCCAUCACUACCUGAGAGGAGAUCCCUUCUCGGACUACCAGAACAGCAUGUACUUUGACCGUUUCCUACAGUGGAAGAUGCUGGAGAGGCAGCCAAUAGCUAAGGACACGUUUCGACAGUACAGAGUACUGGGGAAGGGAGGAUUCGGAGAGGUGUGUGCGUGCCAGGUGCGAGCCACAGGGAAGAUGUAUGCCUGUAAGAAGUUAGAGAAGAAGAGGAUUAAGAAGAGGAAAGGAGAGUCCAUGGCCCUCAAUGAGAAACAAAUACUAGAGAAGGUCAACAGCAGAUUUGUUGUGAGUUUAGCGUAUGCCUAUGAGACCAAAGAUGCUCUGUGUCUAGUGUUGACCUUAAUGAAUGGAGGAGAUCUGAAGUUCCACAUCUAUAGCAUGGGGACUCCAGGCUUUGAGAAGGACAGGGUCCAGUUCUAUGCUGCCCAGAUCUGCUGCGGCCUGGACCACCUACACCAGGAAUCCAUCGUCUACAGGGAUUUAAAACCAGAGAAUAUUCUAUUAGAUGAUAAUGGACACAUCCGGAUCUCAGAUCUGGGCCUGGCCAUCAAAGUGCCUGAAGGGGACCCCAUACGAGGCAGAGUGGGAACAGUGGGCUACAUGGCUCCGGAGGUGAUCAACAACGAGCGCUAUGGGAUGAGUCCAGACUGGUGGGGGCUGGGAUGUCUCAUCUAUGAGAUGACCGCGGGACGCUCACCCUUCCGCGCACGCAAAGAACGAGUGAAGAGGGAGGAGGUGGAGAAGAGGGUGCAGGAGGAAGAGGAGGAGUACAGCGACAAGUUUACAGAAGACACCAAGGCCAUCUGUAGGGUGCUGUUGACCAAAGAUCCUAAGCAGAGGCUGGGCUGUACAGCAGAGGGGUCAGCGGGGGUGAAGGCUCACUGUUUCUUCAGGAACAUCAACUUUAAAAGGCUAGAGGCAGGCAUCCAGGAGCCCUCCUUUGUACCUGACCCCCGGGCGGUGUACUGUAAGGAUGUGUUGGACAUUGAGCAGUUCUCUACAGUCAAGGGAGUAAAUCUGGACCAAACCGACAACGACUUCUACUUCAAAUUCUCUACAGGCUGCGUGUCCAUCCCAUGGCAGCACGAGAUGAUAGACACAGAGUGUUUCAGUGAUCUGAAUGUGUUUGGGCCCCAGGGGACCAGACCCCCAGAUCUGGACUGGAAUACCCCCCCCGAGCCUCCUCGACGCAGCCUGCUGGACAGGAUCUUCAGGAGACAUCACCCCGAGGUGUCCAUUGCCAACAGCCGCGUGUCUUCCUGCAGUGUGAACUCGGUGGACUCCAUGUCAAACUCUGCCCCCUAGUGGCCAGGGCGCUGUGUGGCGCCACACACAGACAGAGGAGGAGCCUGUAGGAUCUCCUCACUGCUGGUUGGUUUACACCCGGCCUGACCAGCUGUCAGUCAACCGGAAGCACCCCGCCCAAGCCCACGGUCAGCCUAGGGGAAAUGCUGACCAUGACCCGGGCCUGAGAGACCGACCCAUGGGGAAUUAUUAGAGGGACGUUCAAUGAUGCAAAGAUGUUUUGAGAACGAUGCGUAGGCAUCUCACUUACCCUCAUGAUCGCUGGAGUAGAGAAGAGCCACUGACGUUGUUGAUGAAUAAGAAAAAAACAAUCUAAUUCAGGGGAUCCACUGUCUAAGAAAGACCACCACAGGGAAUACAAGAUGGGGUCUUUGUUGAAAUGUUGUAGCUUUGUUUGUUUUUGUUUUUUUAUCAAAUUCCUUGCAUAAAUACUCAUUCACACUCAAAUGCACUCUGUAUUUGUUCAACUAUUCCUCUCUCUAUCUUCCCCCUCUCUCUCUUUUCUCUCUCUCUCUCUAUCUUCCCCCCCUCUCUCUCUUCCCC
Molecule: messenger RNA, 2713 nt
Organism: Coregonus clupeaformis (lake whitefish)
Lineage: Eukaryota; Metazoa; Chordata; Actinopteri; Salmoniformes; Salmonidae
Product: G protein-coupled receptor kinase 5
Exons: 16
Coding region: 416-2170 (584 amino acids)
Biological process (GO): regulation of signal transduction; protein phosphorylation; signal transduction
Cellular component (GO): cytoplasm
Molecular function (GO): G protein-coupled receptor kinase activity; ATP binding
Source: RefSeq, a predicted model, not a curated record